Oryzias latipes (Japanese medaka) is the source of this 2077-nucleotide messenger RNA. RefSeq names its product G protein-coupled receptor 34b (gene gpr34b). Gene Ontology annotation, biological process: G protein-coupled receptor signaling pathway. The record is from RefSeq and is a predicted model, not a curated record. Gene Ontology annotation, molecular function: G protein-coupled purinergic nucleotide receptor activity. Lineage: Eukaryota; Metazoa; Chordata; Actinopteri; Beloniformes; Adrianichthyidae. Gene Ontology annotation, cellular component: membrane.
CCACAGCAUGAUUUUAGGGUCUCUUGAUGCUAAUGACAGAGUGACGUCUACUAUAAAAGCUCAGAAAUAAAUGUUGUGACACGCAUGCAGACCAUCACCCACACACACACAACCAGCACAUGGCAGCAGGAUCAAUCAUGUACAUCCAUCCUUGACUUAACACAAAAAGCUGCAAAAAAAAAAGACAACAACUUUUUCUUCAUGAAAACAGGAUUGCAGGGAUGAGGCAUGUGACAUUAUGGCUUUCACAAAACAUUUUCCAGGCAAGUCUUUAGUCAAGAAAGACAAGCACAAUGGUGUAAAAUGUGUUAGAACCAACAGAUGAUGUAGAUUAUUUGUGGCUGCAGAAAGCAGCCAGCAUUUGUUCACUUCCGUUUUUAAACAAAACCACAGACAGAUUGGCAUUGCAGCACAUAAAUCUUUAUGUGCUUUGAAUGCUGUUUUUGCGCUGAGUGAGAUGGUAAGAUAGCUGAGUUUGGAUUGCAGUCUAAACCUCUCCUGCUGUAAUUAGCAAGAAAACAUCAUGAAGUCAUUUGGAAAGCUUUUCUUUUCACUGAUGGCUCUACUCAUGAUCACCAGCACAGUUUACAAAAAGACGAGCGGAGCACGCUGUGCACGCCCUCAUAUACGAUCAGAAGGAACUUCUUGUUUAUCUGUGCAUCAACACGGGGGGGAGAGAGGGUGUUAUCUCUGCACAGCACCACAGUGAUGUGGACAUCCGCCGAGGAGAGCUGCUCGCUCUUCAGUGCUGCAGAUGUAUUUGACAAAGGGAAUAGGGCAGAUAGAAGCUUCUAGAUCUACUCAGUUUGUCUCUGAUCAUUAAAUAACAACCAGAUGCAGAGAGAAAGUUACAAGUCUUCCAAAGAAGUGAGCUUUGGAGCAUUCCUUUAAACUCCAAAGGACCUUUGUGGAGUCACUGAGAGGAACCGUAAAGGACGGCUGAGACAACAAGUUGGCGGUUUUCCUACAUCAUAUGUUCUGGGACUGGAAUUUAACAAACAUGGAAUCAAACAGCUGCACCACAGCAGACGUGGCCAGACACUCGUCUCUGCCGGAGGACUGUGUUGAUGAAGAAACCAUGCGCAUCCCACUGGCGGUGCUCUACUCUCUAAUCUUCCUUGUGGGCCUUGUUGGGAAUAUUUUGGCUCUCUGGGUUUUCUUUUGUGUUCAGUCUACCAAAAACUCAGUGCACGUGUUUCUUUUAAACGUUGCCUGUGCCGAUCUCCUGCUGAUCUUUUGCUUGCCCUUCAGGAUCCUCUAUCACAGCCAUGGUAACACCUGGACACUGAGUCCAAUCUUGUGUAAUCUAGUUGGUAACCUGUUCUACAUGAACAUGUACAUCAGCAUCACACUACUGGGGCUGAUCAGCGUGGAUCGCUACUUAAAGAUGCACAACAGAGCUGGCAGGCGCAGGCUGCUGUCUACAAAGAGGAGCGUCUUUCUUUGUGCUGUAAUCUGGACUGUAGCUUUCCUGUUUUUUUUGCCGUACAUGAUCUUCCAGAGUAACACAAGGCCAGGCAGAUGUUUCCACUACAAAAACCUCAAUGAAGACAAGUGGAAGGCCUACAUCAACAUUUGUGGGGUGCUCACCUUCUGGUCGGUAUUCAUUUCUCUAAUGGUGUCUUACGGAAAGAUUGCCCUGAAACUUCUAAGAAGAUCACAAGAGAAUCCAGACCUUCCCAGUUCACCCAGUUUUUUUCAGAAUGCCAGAAAGUCCUUCUUCAUCCUCCUUGUCUUCACCAUCUGUUUCUUGCCUUAUCACAUGGUCAGGCCUUUCUACAUAGCAACCCAGAUCCAACCCACUUCCCUUUUCUGGAGGAACGUAGCUAAUACAACCAACGAGUUGACUUUGGUGCUUAGCGCUCUGAACAGCUGCCUGGACCCCGUCAUGUACUACCUGCUGUCCUCCUCUGUGAGGAAGGAAGUGUUGAACUUGGUGAGCAGAGUCUUUUGUCUGCCGCAUGCUCCUGAAGUCAGUGCAACCAGCUACACUGCUGAUAUGGAUGGUAGGAAGACCACAGAUACACCAAAUCAACUCUCAUCAGCUAAGUUACAAGAAAAUAAAAGCUGAACUGCA